UAUAUAAUAGAAAAAACCGCGAGUAAACUUUAUCCGUUGCCCGUGUAAAAAUUCACUAAACGUUAAAAUGAUAAUUGUUAAAGUCGCGAUUAUUUUAACAAGUUUGUACUCUGUUAUUGUUAACAGCUAUAGAAUUCAUAGUGAUCCACAGAAUAUUCAACCAGCUGAUUCUACUGUGAUAUUAACGCAUGUUCUUUUUAGACAUGGAAACAGAACCGCUGAACUAUCUGAAACUUACCCUAAGGAUCCCUAUCGCAACUUUACCUACUUUCCAAUAGGAAGAGGACAAUUGACAAACGCUGGAAAACUAAGAGAGUACCAAAUUGGCAAGGAUCUGCGUAGACGCUAUGAUAAGUUUUUGGGACCAGUGUAUUAUCCAGAGGUCGUCGACGCUGUCACGACCAACAAGAAUAGAACCAAAGCAUCGCUUGAGUUAGUAUUAGCCAGUUUGUUCAGGCCAAAAUACACAGAUGUUUGGAAUUGGGCACUUGGAUGGCAACCUGUUCCCUAUAAUUAUUAUCCAGUAGAUCACGAUCCAGUACUUAUGGGUAUAAAUUGUCCACGUUACCAGGCAUUAUACAAGGAACUGGUAAACUCACCCAAAUGGAAGGCUACAUUUAAAAAAUAUCAAAAAGACUUCGAUUAUAUCUCGAAAAAUACAGGGUUGAACGUAACUUCAUUCAAGGAGGUGUACGACAUGUACUUUGGUUUAUCCACUGAAGAAGAAUACGGACAAGAGUUGCCACCAUGGACGCAUUCAGUUUGGCCUAAAGUGAUUGUUGAUUUAUCCAUCAAACAAUAUUAUGUGGAAACGGGUACCACAGAAAUGGCGAAACUUGCGGAAGGAUUUCAUUUGAAGAAAAUUAUAGAAGACACUAAAACUAAAGCGAAAAAACGUGAAAAGAAUGGAGUAAAAAUGUAUUUAUAUUCAGCUCAUGAAAAUAAUGUAGGAGAGAUGAUGGUACUUCUCGAUGUGUUCAAAAAUCCUCAUGUUCCUCCUUAUGGGGCUUACUUGAUCUUUGAAGUUCAUAACAUUAAUAACGUUAUAGGAAUUAAGUUAUACUACAAUAAUUGGACCACCGAUAGUCUUCAGCUCUUAAAACUGCCUGGCUGUGAAGAGUUUUGCCCAUUAGAUAAAUUUGAGAGUAUCUUCGAAGAAUAUCUACCAUCGUCAACGGAUCUUUGUUAUAAUGUAUAAUUAAUUUAUUAUAAAAUUGUUGUUAUGUUUGUUUCUCUUGUAUACAUAAAAAGUGUAAAAUAAACAAAAUAACAUUCAA
Molecule: messenger RNA, 1277 nt
Organism: Diabrotica virgifera virgifera (western corn rootworm)
Lineage: Eukaryota; Metazoa; Arthropoda; Insecta; Coleoptera; Chrysomelidae
Product: venom acid phosphatase Acph-1
Exons: 6
Coding region: 68-1198 (376 amino acids)
Biological process (GO): dephosphorylation
Molecular function (GO): phosphatase activity
Source: RefSeq, a predicted model, not a curated record